AUGUCUAAUUAUACCAAGACCUAUCGUAUUGCAGCAAUCCCCGGUGAUGGGAUUGGUAUAGAAGUAGUUGAAGUCGCUCUUGAGGUUCUUCAAACAGUCGCCGAGGUCACUGGAGGCUUCAUAAUCAAGGUUGCUGAGCUUCCCUGGGGAAGCGCAUUCUACAAGAAGAGCGGCUAUUACCUUCCACCGAAUUUUUUAGAUACCUUGAAGGGAUAUGAUGCCAUUCUCUUCGGCGCAGUCGGCGCACCUGACAUCCCCGACCAUGAGUCCCUCUGGGGUCUCCUCCUGAAGAUGAGAGGGCCCAUGCAGCUAUAUGCUAAUAUGAGACCGAUCCGGUGCUUCACUAAGCCUCGUCUCGAAGGAGCAGAUCCUGCACAUUUGAAUUGGCUCCUGGUACGCGAGAAUAGCGAGGGCGAGUAUUCCGGACAUGGUGGUCGCUCGCAUGGCGGGAGAGAGUGGGAAGUCGCGACGGAGACCAGCAUCUACACACGCCAUGGGGUCUGCCGCAUCAUGCGACACGCGUUCGAGGCGGCGAGCAGGCGGCCGCGCAAGCACCUGACCGUUGUGAGCAAGUCGAACGCCCUGCGCCACGGGUUGGUGCUCUGGGACGAGAUCGCGGCGGAAGUGGCUGCUGAAUUCCCCGAUGUGAGCUGGGACAAGGAGCUGGUAGAUGCCAUGACCAUCCGCAUGGUCCAGAAGCCGUGGACGAUCGAUACCGUGGUGGGCACAAACCUGCAUAUUGAUAUAUUGUCAGACUUGGCCGCAGCGCUGGCGGGAUCCAUCGGUAUCGCCGCUUCGGCGAACCUGGACCCUACGAGGACCAAUCCAUCGAUGUUUGAGCCAGUGCAUGGCAGUGCGUUCGACAUCAUGGGCAAGGGCAUCGCCAACCCAAUCGGCGCCAUUUGGGCGGCCGCUGACAUGAUCGCAUGGCUUGGGGAGCAGUCGGCAGCCGAUAGCAUCAUGGAUGCGAUUGCGAGUGUGUGCAAGGAUGGCAAAGUGACCGCUGAUAUGGGAGGUACACUGAAUACGAAGCAAACGGCAGAGGCUAUCUGCCUGGCGAUCAAGUCUCGCCAUACAUGA
Annulohypoxylon maeteangense is the source of this 1080-nucleotide messenger RNA. Its product is annotated as putative tartrate dehydrogenase. The record is from RefSeq and is a predicted model, not a curated record. NCBI's taxonomy places the organism in Eukaryota, Fungi, Ascomycota, Sordariomycetes, Xylariales, Hypoxylaceae. The transcript is spliced from 2 exons. The coding region runs from base 1 to 1080 and encodes 359 amino acids.